AUGGACGAUAAGGCGCUCAUUGACGCCGAGCUGGAGCAGCUAGAGCUCGAGCAACGCCAGUUGGAUCUAGAUCGCAAAAGGCUGGAACUCCGUCUGCGCCACGCCAGACUGAACGGUCACGUCGAUGCCGUUCCACGCGAAAGUCAGCUUCAAUCGAGACCGGAGUCGGUUGACGGCGCCACAGGAGUUGAGAGAGUCACGGCAGGCGGUGAAAACUUCUCGAAUCCAGGACGAGAAGAGGCGACCGAUGCCCCAACCGCCGGCAAUCAACAUAUCGCACGAGUCUUUCCUCCAUCCGAUCUGGUCGAUAUCUCUGGUUGGUUUUCAAGACAGUACCACGAGGAAGCGGCGGCCAGUCGUGAUCGUGUAACCAAGCCGAGUCCUUCGCCAGGCCUACCGCACUCAAGCAUCGCGUCGACACAGCCCAGUGUGUCCACCCGGCCAGAAUCCACGGUCCCGUCUAGCGCAACCUUGCCGAAAUAUCCCUCGAGCUCUCAAACUCCCCCAUCGACAAUCUCCCUCAGCGGGCAACAAGAUAGUUUCGGCCAGGUUCCUGCAAGCUCUCAUCACAAGAGAGAACGCAGUUCCGGAAGUGAAGUUGUGCCGGAGCAGGCUUCGACUCCGGAGAUCAAUGACGGGAGGAAUUGGACAAUCAACAAACAAGCACCAGGCAAGAGAAACAAACAGUCACCCAAGGUUCAGGGUCUACCUGACCAUCACAUCCAGGCCAUCAUCCGCAAAUACGGAGAGCGGCUCGUCCAGCGCCACAUGCGAUGCUUCCGCAAACACGAGCGGCGGGAAGCCGCCAUGAUAAUCGAGGCGGGUUCGAAGGUCGUCGACGGGCUUCUCGAGAGGAAAUUCAGGAGCCUCGAGGAACUUCACGCUGCAUACGAGCGCCAGAUUCGACGGUGCUGCACAUGGGACUUGCAGCAAUCCCUCAGGAGUGAGCUGCACAAGUUCCGUCGAGCAGGCCCGAUUUGGUGGAGCAGGUGCGUGACGAAGCGAACGCAGGAGGAGAGACUGCAGGACGUCGCGACGGUGUUUCAGGACGUCGUCGAAGGCAUUUUCGAUAACAAGUAA
Messenger RNA from Fonsecaea multimorphosa CBS 102226, 1080 nucleotides. RefSeq lists its product as uncharacterized. The transcript has a single exon. Bases 1 to 1080 code for a protein of 359 amino acids. The record is from RefSeq and is a predicted model, not a curated record. NCBI's taxonomy places the organism in Eukaryota, Fungi, Ascomycota, Eurotiomycetes, Chaetothyriales, Herpotrichiellaceae.